Messenger RNA from Tetrahymena thermophila SB210, 3225 nucleotides. RefSeq names its product C3HC4 type (RING finger) zinc finger protein. NCBI's taxonomy places the organism in Eukaryota, Ciliophora, Oligohymenophorea, Hymenostomatida, Tetrahymenidae. The record is from RefSeq and is a predicted model, not a curated record. The transcript is spliced from 3 exons. Gene Ontology annotation, molecular function: zinc ion binding.
AUGGAAGGCUGGGUAAAAAUAAAGGGAGGAUCUUUAUGGUAAAAAAGAUAUGGAUUCAUCUCAUAAUAAGGAAGUUUUAGAUAUUUUGAUGAUCAGACUAUGACUGAAUUAAAGAGAGAUUUUAGAUUAAAUGAUGUAUAAAUUGUACAAGAUAGAAUUAAAAAAAUUAUUAAAUUAUAGGGUAUUAAUGAAAAUUUAUAAAUAAAAACAGACUUACAUGAACUAUGGUAUUAAAAAUUAAUUUAGGCAAGAGCUAAAUCAAUGAAUAUCUCUUAUAUUCCAUAGUUUUAAGACUAAAAUUUUAUCAGAAUGAAUGAAUAAAGGCCAAAAGUUUAAUUUUUAGAAUAAUAAAACAUUGAUCCAAAUGAUGCAGUUAGACCUCGAAAGCUUAGAAAUAGAAAUAAAACAAAUUAGAAAACGAAUAUGCAAUUAUAAGGAGAUUAAUAUUAAGCUUGCAAAUAAUAGAAUUAAAUUAGAACUAAUUAGCUUUAAAAUUAAAGCCAAGUUUUUUAAGAAGAAAAUAAGCAAAAUGGAUUAUAAUAAUUAGCUUAAUAUCCAAAUUAAUAGAUAACUCACUAAUAAAAUAUUCCUUAAUCUAUCUAUCCAAGUAAUUAAAUCUAGCCAUAAAACAACUUAAAUGCCUAAAAUAGAACUAAUUAGCUUUAAAAUUAAAACCAAGUUUUUUAAGAAGAAAAUAAGCAAAAUGGAUUAUAAUAAUUAACUUAAUAUCCAAAUUAAUAGAUAACUCACUAAUAAAAUAUUCCUUAAUCUAUCUAUCCAAGUAAUUAAAUCUAGCCAUAAAACAACUUAAAUGCUUUAAAUAGAACUAAUUAGCUUUAAAAUUAAAACCAAGUUUUUUAAGAAGAAAAUAGGCAAAAUGGAUUAUUAUACUAAAGAAGUAUUCCUUAAUCUAUGAAUCAAAGCAAUUAAAUCUAGCCAUAAAACAACUUAAAUGCCUAAAAUAGAUCUAAUUAGCUUUCAAAUUAAAACCAAGUUUUUUAAGAAGAAAAUAGGCAAAAUGGAUUAUAAUACUAAAGAAAUAUUCCUUAAUCUAUGAAUCCAAGCAAUUAAAUCUAGCCGUAAAGCAACUUAAAUACCUAAAAUAGAACAAAUUAGCUUUCAAAUUAAAACCAAGUUUUUUAAGAAGAAAAUAGGCAAAAUGGAUUAUAAUACCAAAGAAGUAUUCCUUAAUCUAUGAAUCAAAGCAAUUAAAUCUAGCCAUAAAACAACUUAAAUGCCUAAUAUAGAUCUAAUUAGCUUUCAAAUUAAAACCAAGUUUUUUAUUAAUAGACAAUUCGCUAAGGAUAUAUUCCUUAAUCUAUGAAUCCAAGCAAUUAAAUCUAGCCGUAAAGCAACUUAAAUACCUAAAAUAGAACAAAUUAGCUUUCAAAUUAAAACCAAGUUUUUUAAGAAGAAAAUAGGCAAAAUGGAUUAUAUUACUAAAGAAAUAUUCUUUAAUCUAUGAAUCCAAGCAAUUAAAUCUAGCCGUAAAACAACUUAAAUGCCUAAAAUAAUUAAUUCAAGAGAGACGUUGAUAAUAAAUUUGAAAAAUAUUAGCAAUAACAAAAAUAACACUAGAUUGUCUUUAGCAAUUUCAAAUAUUUUAUAAUAGGUAAAAAUGAAGAUUAUUAUGAUGAGAAAUUCGUAAGUGAACUUAAUAGCAAUAUCAAUUUAAAAAUGUAAGCUAAGCAAAAAAUUGAUGAAAUAAUUUUGCCUAUUACAACUUAGACAAGUCUAUUCAAUUAGGAGCAAAAUAAUAGCACUAUUUAAUAUAAUUUUAAUCAAUAUAUUCAGCUUUAGAAUAUUUUUGAUUAGUAAAGAAAUACUUUCCCAUUAAAAAUGUCUCUCUCAAUAUUUCUAAUGUUCAUCAUUAUGUAUAAUCUUAUUUAAUGGUAGAAAAAAUAGCUCAUUUACACUUUUUGUUGCAUAAUAAUAUCUUAAUUAUGUGUCUUAUUUAAACAUUUGAAGUCUAAAUAAGUUGCUAUCAAAUGCAACGUCUAAGCGUUCACUGCCAUUCCCCUGAAUAUAAGUGAAAUGUAUACAAUCAAUCAGCUUUUAGAAAAACUUUGUUAAAUCAACAAGAAUAUAAUCAUCUUUGAGCAAGAGAAGAAUAAAGAGUUAUUUAUUUUAGACAAAAAUAUAGAAUUUGAAUCUGUUUAUUAAAUACAAAUUAAAAACUCUAAAAUUUUUUCAAUUAAAAUAUUCACAAAAAACUAUGAGUAUCUUGACUCAAUCAUAGAAAACUUUACUUCGAAUUUUACCUCUAAAACUGGCAUCUGGAAAGAAAGUUAGCAAAGACCUCCUACUAACUACAAUCCUGUUUUAGAUGCAAUAGAGUAAAAAAUGUAGAUAUACUUUUCAGAGUAUUAAGUUAAUAAAAAAAAUGUAAAAGACCCAAACUGGUACAUUUGUGUGAUUCUUUACAUUAUAAAAAUUAUAUAUAAUAAUUGGUAAUUUUCAUAUGAGAUAUUUUGCUUAAUUUUGUUACUGCUUAGGUUAAAAAAUCAGUAAGAACAAUUUAAUUGGAGCUAUUAUUCUAAUUGGUUCUUACUUAUUAAUUAUGGAAUAGCUUUUACCAAAAUAACUUUUUAUCUUGAAGAAAUAUUUUUAAGCUUAAGGACUGAUAUAAAGAAAUAUAUUACAAUUAAUGAAAAGGCAUAUAAUUAUUACUAUAAAAAAGAUAUUUAUAAGAUAGCUUUUAAUUAAGAAGAGAUUUAAACCUAAGAUAAAAUAAAUGAUUUUGAAGUUUAAUUUCUGUGUGUAUCACUUUUUGCAAGCUUUGUCUUUAGUGACUUCUAUAAUGUGAUACAAAUAAUUUUAUUUCCUGCUUUAAAACCUAUUUUCUUAAAAAGAUAUCCCUCAUUUUAUUAAGAAACGGCUCUAUGGUCAUUUAUUAUAACAUGUAGCCUACUAAUUGUGAUUUUUGACAUUUUUAUGUUCAUAAAAAGUAGCAGCUUUGGAAUUAGUUUAUAAAUAUUAUUAACAAAUUUCUUUGAAUCCAUCAAAGUAGAGAUACAAAAUUAAUUACAAUAAUUACAAUAAGAAUAAUAAGAAUAAUAAGAAUGUUCAAUCUGUUUUGAAAAUUACUAGCCAACAAAAGAAUAAGCAUUUUUUUGUAAAAAUAAGCACUAUUUUCAUACGGAUUGUAUUACAAAAUGGAUGAAUUCAGGUGAUGUUUCAGCAACAAAACAAUGUCCUGUUUGUAGAGUAGAUUUAUUAAUCUGA